AUGCCUCGAAUCAUGCUACACGAGCAUGGAUCAGAAACAAAUCAGAAGAACACCAUAUUAUUCCACCCCAGCAACAACAACACCAAACCAGUAUCAGACAAUAUCAACAGCAGCAAGAACAGCACAGGGAGUCUAACUCGAAAACAAAUCCCUUUUCUCUACCGCCUCUUCUUCCUCUACCUCGAGCCUCUCUUCGCCAUCAACGGUGCACGUCUCGCCAUCUUCCACGGCAGCCAAUAUCUGAAAAUCAUCGCGCCGCCAAAUUACCCCCAUCCGCCAUCCCCCACCCCUAACGAGAGUCUGCUUCUUGUUCAGAUCGCCUCGUUGUAUAUGCUCUUUGCGUUCGCGGAGGGCGUGCUCUUGCGCCAUGUGGGCCAGACUCGCCGCGAUAUUUGGCAUCUUGUCAUGAUGUCUUUUGUCCUGUCGGAUGUGGGCCAUUUGUAUGCUCUGUAUCGUGUCGCUGUUGAUGUGGAAGCGACUGAUGUGUUUUGGGAUCCGAGAUUGUGGACGAGGUGGGAGGAAUGGGGGAAUUUGGGCUUGACUUGGUUCGGGUUCUUUCUUCGUGCGGCGUUUUUGUCGGGUGUUGCGAUGUAG
Messenger RNA from Paecilomyces variotii, 594 nucleotides. RefSeq lists its product as hypothetical. The coding region runs from base 1 to 594 and encodes 197 amino acids. The transcript has a single exon. The record is from RefSeq and is a predicted model, not a curated record. NCBI's taxonomy places the organism in Eukaryota, Fungi, Ascomycota, Eurotiomycetes, Eurotiales, Thermoascaceae.